This is a messenger RNA of Carassius gibelio (silver crucian carp), 1155 nucleotides long. RefSeq names its product voltage-dependent calcium channel subunit alpha-2/delta-3-like. The record is from RefSeq and is a predicted model, not a curated record. Lineage: Eukaryota; Metazoa; Chordata; Actinopteri; Cypriniformes; Cyprinidae. The transcript is spliced from 6 exons. The coding region runs from base 137 to 457 and encodes 106 amino acids.
CAAUGCUCACAGAGAGGAGGACACAGAGCUGUCCCAAACACACCGUGUACUUCAGAAGGACCUCAGUGCCACCCACAUGCUUUCACAAGCCAGACAUUGACAAGAAAAAGCACUACAGCUGCAUUAAGUCCUCACCAUGCCAUUCCUCUCCUCGUCAGAAGCUCUGUAUGUAAUCAGGCUGGCAGGUUUCUGGGGGAAACUGAUGUCACAGCUCUCAAAAAUGGGCAUGUUCAAAAGAGUGCUACUCUAUGACUAUCAGGCCAUGUGUAAGGUGAAUCCUCCUUCUGCUAGCGGCGCUCGACCCCUGCUAAGUAUUUGUUUUGUAGCUAGUAAGAAGUCAAAGGGGGACAUUCUGCACCCCUGUGUCACCGAGUGUCCCAGCUUCGUCUAUGAGCCGUCGAUCAAAGAAACCCACAGCAUGAUCAAGUGUGUGGAAGAUGUCAAAAGGAAAUGCUAAGCACUGUGAUGGGGCCGCAGCAAUCAGCUUGUCCAUCAUGCUGUUCCUAGUCUGUUUAUCAGUCUCUGCACUCAUCCGUCGAUGACAGAGGGCCUGUAAAACUCCCAAGAGGGUCACCUAUAGUGCGCAUGCUCAGCUCAGCAUGUUUUUAUUAGCAAUAGCUUGAGUUGACUAGACUAGAACACAUUAUUUUUCUACAGUGCAAGAAGUCUUUUGCAAACAUCAAUUGUAUGUAGCAUUACUCGUUAAAUUGUACAAGUUUGUGGAUUUUUUUAUUUUUUUAGCAGUGCUGGGCUUUUAUGAUUUGUCUUCACAUGGUCUCUGAACCAUCUGCAAAAACAUCUUUGAAAAAUCAGUGGGGAUAGAUCGAAUUGAGACCCAGACAAGGAUGAACAGAAGCUGAGCUUCAAUGAACUGUGACAUUACAGAGGAGAAUUUAUGGCUAGUAGCUGUAUGUGACUGUAUAUCUAUAUAAAGCAGAAGAAAAGUGCACAAUCUAUAGAUGUGCGUGUAAAAGAAAGAGUUAGAGUUAGCAUGGCUUUUCACAUUUUUCUCUGACACCGAAGGUGAUCUAUGGACUAAUGAACAUUAUGAUAUAAAAAUGAGGAUGUUACAGUAAUUGAAAGAUGUCUUGUAUUUAAACCUUUACAUUUUAAGUAAUCUGUCCUGCGACUUGCACAAAAACUUUUUUUUAACAG